Clonostachys byssicola is the source of this 1743-nucleotide messenger RNA. The record is from the annotation of a GenBank genome assembly. NCBI's taxonomy places the organism in Eukaryota, Fungi, Ascomycota, Sordariomycetes, Hypocreales, Bionectriaceae.
AUGCCACAGGCACAUCGGCAAGUGGCCAUCGCCCCGAGGCCGGCUGGGAUAACUCCUAUCGCUCCUCUACAGCCCAAAAAGAGACGUGCAAGUAAGCCCAAAGUACGGACUGGGUGCGUUUCUUGCAAAAUUCGACGGGUUAAGUGUGACGAACAGAAACCUACUUGCGAGAGGUGUAGCAAGGACGGCUUCAGUUGCGAUGGUUAUGGAGGGCACCCACACGGCACAUCAACCGUAAAGGCAACAAUGCCAAGAUGGCCUCGUCCACAUUGGAGAAAUCCCCAUCCGUCUCGGUUGAUCAGGCAAGACGACGCUCAGUACUUUGAUUUCUUUAGAGGUCAAUUGGUGUAUGAGCUCUCAGGAUACUCACACUCAGAGUUCUGGCUUCGCAUUGUCCCCUGCGAGAGCACCUUAGACAAAUGCGCCUUGGAGUCUGUCCUUGCAAUCGGAGCACUUUCGACUGCUAUCAGACUUGCUCCCCAUCUCAGCGCGCAAUCUACUCGACGACCCUCAGCGCUCCAUCCUUGGUCAGCUAUAGUUAUGGCCAAUGUCCAUCAUGAAGCCGCAGUUCGCCACUAUAUCAAAGCCCUUGCUUUGUUCAGGAGUCGACUGGAAGCAGAGAUGAACAAAGCAUCUCCUAGGUCGCUGUUAAUCGUGUCACUACUACUUAUUACCUUUGAGUUGUUACAAGGCGAUAUGAAGUCAGCCGACAGCCUCAUCACAAGAAGCAUAAAUCUUCUAAAGCAUACACUCAAGUUGCAUCGGCAGGAAGGUCUAGCUCAACAAGUCCAAACUCCUCGCUCAUCAGAAGACGAUCUAGAAGACAUGGAGCAUCUCCUACCACUCAUCUCCAUAAUGGGAGGGUAUACCCCGUUUCUCCUUUCUCAGUCAUCCAACAUUCAACUAUGGGAUACUACCUGUGGAAGGGUUCUUCCUAACUGCGGCCAGCCCAGCAUCAGCAAACUCGAUAUCCAAUGGAACAAGUUUCACGCACGUGCGGUCGCCUUUAUUGGAGUGACUAUGAAAUUCCAAACACUACCCUUACCGCAACAACGAGACACAGAGGAACAGAGAAACCUUAUACUUGCUCAGCUCCGGGUCUGGCAGAUAGAACUCGACUCAUGGUGUGGAGAAAGGACAUGUGACGAGCCAUCUCGUGUCAGAACUUUACAAAUCAUGCAAAUACAGCGUCAGACGCUGUUGAUAUGCAUAUCGUGUUGCCUCGAUGCUACAGACAUGAUGUACGACGACUUUGAAGCCGAAUUUGAUAUUCUCCUGGCGCGCUGCGUGGAAUACCUACGCGAGUCGCGUCCCACAUAUCUCUUCACACUUUCUACGUCAAUCCUGAGCGCCCUUCUUGUGGUAGUGAACAGAUGCCGGGUCCACAACAUCCGCAUGACGGCAGCAGGGAUCAUUCGUCAGAUACAAUGGCGCGAGGGUGCGUGGGAGCCUGCGCUGAUGCUAAAUGGCAAGCUGGCUGGGGUGUUGAUGGAGGAACGAAGCAGAGACAAGGAUGGACUUAUUUCUUCGGACUGUCGUUGGUUUUGGGCAGCGACAGAGUGGGAGGCUGAAAGGAAGCAGCUUGUUGCUACUUACGUCAGAGCGGUACCAGAUGAUUAUGGUCAGCCUGUUAACAAGACGCUGGUGCUGGAUCCGGACAAGGUUCUGGACGUUUGCUCUGCUAUUGGCUGUCGCGUGGAUCACAACAUAGAACACUUAGAUCUAUUAUUGGGUAAGAGGUGA